Microstroma glucosiphilum is the source of this 1956-nucleotide messenger RNA. RefSeq lists its product as hypothetical. The transcript has 2 exons. The coding region runs from base 1 to 1956 and encodes 651 amino acids. Gene Ontology annotation, biological process: cristae formation. NCBI's taxonomy places the organism in Eukaryota, Fungi, Basidiomycota, Exobasidiomycetes, Microstromatales, Microstromataceae. The record is from RefSeq and is a predicted model, not a curated record. Gene Ontology annotation, cellular component: MICOS complex.
AUGAACGAGCGCCGUCGAGCUUUCCUCCCUCGACUGCUCCUCUACACCGCCGGUGCUGCCGGAAUCUUCUACGGAGUCUCCACAGUCGUUGCUCUGAACAACCAGGCGUACCAAGACUGGUUUUCUGACUCUGUUCCCUUCGGAGAAGAUAUCCUUGACUACCUUGACACUCAUGACGUCCUUUCCGAGGCAAAGAGGCUAGACUAUGGCGGUAUCGGCUCCAACGCCGUAGACUCGAUCGGCGCCACAUACCACCGAGUGACAGAAGCAGCUGGGCGAGUCGUCUCUGAUGUGCAGGACGUUAGCUCCGAUGCAGCAAAGAGGGCAAAGGAUGCCGAGAAGGAGGCAAAGGCCAAGUUCCUUGAGGCUCGAGACCAGGCUAGGAAGCAGGUCGCCCGUGUUACGCCAGCAGGUGGAGCCAAGGAGGUAGAGAAGGGCGCAAAGGACGCGGCCAAGGACGCCAAGGCCGAGACUAAGAGCGCAAUUGACAGUCUCAAGGAGAAGAAGGAUAGUCUCGUUCAAAGGGCUACUAACGCUGCUGAAGAUGCUGAGAAGGAGGUCAAGCAGCGUGCAAAGGACGCCCAGAAGCAAGUCGAGAGCAGACUCGACCACAGCAAGGUCGGGUCCUCUGCCGCACCCUCUUCGUCUGCUCCGACUAAGCCAUACGAUCGACCCCUCCCCAUCUCACACGAAGCUCCUCAGGGCUACGUCGCUUCCCAGUCUGGCGACCGCAAGCUGAAGGCCGAGAAGAAUGAUGCUGUCCGUCUGCGUGCAGACCCACAGGCGCCCAAGCUGCCUCAGCUUCGCCCUGCCCUCUCUUCACUCACUGGCAGUGAGCCCAUGAUCGGCCAGCUUGCAGGCACUAUCGACGACCUUGCUGCCUUCUUGAAGGACACUCCCUCCUCUGGCACCAAUGCCAAGUACGUUCUAGACGAGGCCAAGGAAGAGCUACAGCGUCUGUCCAAGAGGCUCGACGAAAUCCGGAAGACGGAGCAAUCGCGUGCAGAGAAGACGUUGAGCUCUCAGGCUCAAAAGUACGAGAAAGAGCUGAAGCAGAAGGCCGACGAGCAAAGUAAGAAGUUCAGUCAGCUGGAUGCAGAGGGCAAGAAGAAGGUCACCGAGGAGCGGGAGAAAGCAAAGGCAGAGUACGAGACCCGAUUGAGGACGGAAUUGGACACACAAAAGGAGAUCAUCAAUGAGCGACUGAAGGAGGAAGUGGUGGCUCAGGGUGUGGAGAUGCAGAGGAGAUGGAUGACCGAGAUCAAGAAGCGCGUCGAAGAGGAGCGUGGUGGCAGGCUAGCCCGACUAGAUGAACUGGCAAGCGAGCUGGCCGAGGUGCAAGAGGUCACCUACAACAACUCGGCCGCUUUGGAGGAAGGCAGCAGCGCCCACCGAACGGCUGCUGCCGUCCGAGCGCUCUACAAGGCUGCUACCUCGGAAGGAGACGACGAGGACCAAGCAGGUCGCAAGCGCGCCUUCCGCAAGGAGCUGACUCUGCUGCGCUCCUCGCCUCUGGCGAAAGAGUCAGAGAUUGUGCAGAAGGCUCUCGAGGUGCUAGACGUGGGUGGAACCCCCGACCAGGGAGUCGAGUCGCUCGGUUCUCUCACCUCUUGGUACAUCUCCAAGGUCAAGCCUCGUCUUCAAUCCGUCGCCCUCCUACCCGAGCAGGCUGGUCUCCUAUCUCACAUCACCUCUGCCGUCCUCUCCCCCUUGCUCUUCACAAAGAGCGGCAACCCUCAAGGAGCAGAUGUUCCCAGCAUCUUGGCUCGCGCAGAAUAUGCCCUCUUGCAAAAGGGAGACUUGGAGGCGGCCACUAGAGAGAUCAACUCAUUGAAGGGAUGGGGUAAAGUGCUUGCUGAGGAUUGGCUGAGGGAGAGUAGGAGGAGACUAGAGGUGGAACAGGGAGUCAAGAUUGUUCAGGCCGAGGCGGCUUAUAAUAGCUUGCUCAAUGCUUGA